Messenger RNA from Myodes glareolus (Bank vole), 1432 nucleotides. The record is from RefSeq and is a predicted model, not a curated record. NCBI's taxonomy places the organism in Eukaryota, Metazoa, Chordata, Mammalia, Rodentia, Cricetidae.
GAAUCUCUGCUGCCUCAUAGAGACCCAUCCCCCCACCCUGUGGGCUGUCUGUCCCAGGGGACCAGGCAGUGAGUCAUUUUCUGGGGUGUAUAUGUAUAAGGGUAAGGGUGGAGAGGACACUGGGCCAAUAGAGGCCUAUACAGAGGCGUUCAACUGAGGUAGGAAGUCCCUGGAAGACAGUCUCUGAGCUGUGCGGCCUGAAGUGAAGAUGCAGGUGGGGUGGGGAAGGGGGUGGCUUCCAGUGAGGAUGUCUUAAAGUCUGCUAGGUGGUAGAGAACUAAGGUUCUUAGAGGAAUAAGUUCUUAGGGAAGGUGUUUGGGAAGGGGAUAGGAGCAUGGGGUGAUAGGAGAUUGGGAAUCUUUUGCUUUGUCUGAGAUAGUCCCAUGUAGCCCAGGCUGGUUUUAAGUUCACUAUGUAGUGAAAAUGACCUUGAACUUCUGGUCCUCCCGCCGCUACCCCCCAAGUGCUGGGAUGGCAGGUGUGCCCCACUACGCUUGGUUUAUACUCUACUAGAGGAUGGAACCUAGGACCGUGUGCAUGCCGGGCAAGCACUCGACCGCUGAGCUACAUUUUAGCUCCUGUUUUGUUCUGUUUCUUUGUUUGAAUUGAGAUAGGGUCUCACACUGGAGUCCAGCUGGCCCAGAACUCCUUAUGGCCCAGGUCAGCCUUGAACUUUCAAUCUCUUGCCUCGGCCUCCUUGAUACUAGGAUUACAGGUUUAAAUCACCAUACGACUAGUGUUGGGGAUCUUGAGGUCACCAGGCAGGGGUGCUUGGAGAGGGAGGCCUUCUGAAGUGGAGGAGCCUCCCCCAAACCAAGGGUGUGAGCCAGUCCUACCUUGAUGUCCUUGGCAGCUGCCCCCUUGGCAUGGGGGUGAAGAGGAGCCUUCAGACUGGAGGCAAUCUGCUGAAUCUCUUGACCAGCCUCCUCACAGUACUGUCCACUGCUACCAACUACUGGACACGGCAGCAGGGGGGCCACAGUGGUCUGUGGCAGGAAUGUACCCAUGGCACUUGCUCCAACAUCCCCUGCCAGAGGCUGCUGCUGCUGAUUGCAUUGACUGGAUAUACUGCAAAGAAUGCCUGGAAGCCAGAAGUCUUCUUCUCCUGGUCCUACUUUUUCGGAUGGCUGGCUUUACCCUUCUCGUUUCUUGCGGGAAAGCCCACAGUGACUUCCAGGGACUCCCCAACACCUGCACUUCAGACUCCAGCACACCCGAUGGAGACGCGCUUGGAGCCCCCAUCCCUAGUCCCCAGGCAGGCCAGGUCAUCCGCCCCAGGGCCCACCUUUCUUCCCCGCUCUGCACUCCCUCCUUGCCAGGCUUCUGCUUUCUGCUGGCGGACAUGAUCAUGCAGAGCACCGAAGCAAUCAGCGGGUUCCCAGUGUGCCUGUGAAUGUGGCCUGACUGGGGCAGAAUAAAGGAAUGGCUUUUA